AUGCCACCCAGACAUCUAGACGCUAUGCCACCCAGACAUCUAGACGCUAUGCCACCCAGACAAUCUAGACACUAUGCCACCCAGACAUCUAGACACUAUGCCACCCAGACAUCUAGACACUAUGCACCCAGACAUCUAGACACUAUGCCACCCAGACAUCUAGACACUAUGCCACCCAGACAUCUAGACACUAUGCCACCCAGACAUCUAGACACUAUGCCACCCAGACAUCUAGACACUAUGCCACCCAGACAUCUAGACACUAUGCCACCCAGACAUCUAGACGCUAUGCCACCCAGACAUCUAGACGCUAUGCCACCCAGACAUCUAGACGCUAUGCCACCCAGACAUCUAGACACUAUGCCACCCAGACAUCUAGACACUAUGCCACCCAGACAUCUAGACACUAUGCCACCCAGACAUCUAGACACUAUGCCACCCAGACAUCCAGACACUAUGCCACCCAGACAUCUAGACACUAUGCCACCCAACAUCUAG
Coregonus sp. 'balchen' is the source of this 498-nucleotide messenger RNA. Lineage: Eukaryota; Metazoa; Chordata; Actinopteri; Salmoniformes; Salmonidae. The record is from the annotation of a GenBank genome assembly.